Camellia sinensis is the source of this 3387-nucleotide messenger RNA. The record is from RefSeq and is a predicted model, not a curated record. Lineage: Eukaryota; Viridiplantae; Streptophyta; Magnoliopsida; Ericales; Theaceae.
CCUGACUUGUGCUUCAGAUGAGAAAUUUUUUGCCCAUUUUGCUCUGAACAAGAAGGGACUAAACCCAGUUAAAUCUCUCUCUCUCUCUCUCUCUCUCUCUCUCUUGACGUUGAUGAUGAUUUUGUUGGAAUCGGAAACUUCUUCCUGACCAUUUCGUGGCCAACAAUAACCGACUACUUAGCUGCUUCUGUUUUUUUUUUCCCAGAUAUUUCAUCCAGUGCCUACAUCAUUCUUGACGAAUAUCUAUACAGUUUGAUAAAAUGUCUCAAUGAAGGAAACCUUUAGUUUUGGAGCUUCAACAAGCCUUUGGGGAUUUUUGAACUGAGUUUAUGACGCUAGAGCUUGAGAAGAAUCAUGGUUGGAAAAUGAUAAGGAAGCAUAAUAUGGCUAAACAAGUUCAAACCUUUUUCCUUGAAGAAUGGCUGAGGAGCAACAGUGGUAGCAGCAUCAAUAUCAUCUCGAGAAGUUCUUCCUCUCCUGCCCGAGCCAUAAUUCAAGCAUGGGCUGAUCUUAGAGACUCCCUUCAACAUCAAUCAUUUCGUCCCCAUCACCUUCAGUCUCUGAAGACGCUGCUUAACAGCCAAGCCUCCCUUUAUGUUGCAGACCCCCAAGCAAAGCUUCUCAUUUCCAUUCUAUCCUCGACAAACAUCUCUUCUCCUCCUGAAUCUUAUCCUCUAUUUCUCAGGCUUCUUUAUAUCUGGGUCAGGAAAUCCUCUAGACCAUCUCCAGUACUAAUUGAUUCUGCUGUUAAGAUUCUCUCACACCUUUGCUCUUCUCAGUGUAAUUCUGAUGAGAGCUCUUUCUUCUUCUCUGAAGUAGUUGUCCUCCUGGGCGCCUUUUCUUUUGCGCCUUCCAUGUCCGAAAAAUCCAAAACACUUUGCUUGGAAUUGCUCUGUAGGCUAUUGGAAGAGGAAUACCAAUUACUCAGCGCAUCUGAACAGCAUAUUCCUGAUGUUCUUGCAGGGAUUGGGUACGCUCUAUCUUCUUCUAGGAAUGUUUUUGUUGUCAGAAUUCUGGACUCUUUGUUUGGAAUUUGGAAUAGGGAAGAUGGACCUUCUGGUAAUGUUUCUCACGGGCUCAUGAUACUACAUUUGAUUGAAUGGGUUUUGUCUAAUUUCAUCAGUUCACAGUCUUUGGAGAGAGUUGAUGUCUUUACCAAAGAGGUUUUAGAGACUUCAAAUCCGAAUCAUGCUUCAUUUGCCAUGGUCAUGGGUGCAGCUGGAGCUCUGAGGGCUUCCAGUAGAUCUGUAUCAAAUGCUCUAAAGCAACUAAAAAUAUCUGCAGAGGAAAGGAUUGAAGCUGUAGCAAGAGUGUUGAUUUCUGGAACAAGAGGUUUCACUAAUUCGAGUAAUAAUCCUGAAAACAGUCUUCUCCUGAAGUGCAUUUCAUUAGCUUUGGGUAGAAGCGGUUCUGUUUCUUUCCGGGCUCCUCUGCUUAUAUGCCUUGCUUCAGCAUUGUUGACUGAAAUAUUUCCUUUACAAUCUUUGUAUACAAGGGUUCUUCAAUACCAACAUGGAAAUUUGGCACAAUUGGGGCCUAAUGAGAUCAAAGAACAUCUUAGCAGUGUUCUUUUUAAGGAAGCAGGGGCCAUAACUGGUGUUUUCUGCAAUCAGUAUGCCUCAGCUGAUGAAGACAGCCAAAGUAUAGUGGAGAAUCUAAUUUGGGACUACUGUCAAGAUACCUACUUGGGACAUCGGCAAGUUGCUUUAUUCCUCCGAGGUAGGGAGGAUGAGUUACUAGGGGACCUGGAGAAGAUUGCCGAAUCUGCUUUCCUUAUGGUUGUAGUUUUUGCAUUGGCUGUCACAAAGCACAAGUUAGAUUCAAAAUUUACCCUGGAAUUGCGGAUGGAUAUUUCUGUAAAGAUAUUAGUUUCAUUUUCUUGCAUGGAGUAUUUUCGGAGGAUGCGGUUACCAGAAUACCUGGAUACAAUUAGAGCAGUUGUUGUAGCCGUUCAGGAGAAUGAAUCAGCUUGUGUCUUAUUUGUAGAAUCCAUGCCUUCUUAUUCUGACUUGACAAAUCAACCAGGACCUUCCAGCUUGCAGACAACGGAAUAUACAUGGUCAAAAGAUCAGGUGCAGACUUCUCGGAUCUUGUUUCACCUGCGGGUUAUUCCAACUUGCAUUGAACGUUUACCUGCCUCUAAAUUUAGAAAUUUGGUAGCUCCAAUUAUGUUCUUAUAUAUGGGACAUCCUGAUGGAAAAGUAGCUCGAGCCUCGCAUUCACUGUUUGUGGCAUUUGUAUCUUCUGGGAAGGACUCUAAUGAUGAUGAAAGAGUUUUACUAAAGGAGCAGCUUGUUUUUUAUUGCAUUCAGACAUCAUUGGAGGGAUAUCCUGGGAUCACCCCUUUUGAGGGAAUGGCUUCUGGAGUUGUUGCCUUGGUUCGUCAUCUUCCCGCUGGAAGUCCGUCUAUAUUCUACACUAUCCACAGUCUUGUUGAAAAAACUCAUAACCUCUGCUGUGAAGUUAUGACUGAAGAGGCUGAUCUGUGGAAGAAUUGGCAAGAAGAAUUGGAGCCUUGUAAGAAAAUCCUAGAUUUGCUUUUAAGGCUUCUCUCCCUGGUGGAUAUACAGGUCCUACCCAGUUUGAUGAAACAGUUAGCUCAAUUGAUUGCCAUAUUCCCCAGAGAUGGCCAGAACAUGGUUCUUAAUGAUUUAUAUGCACAAGUUGCAGAAUCUGAUGAUGUUACACGAAAACCGACCUUAGUUUCAUGGCUGCAAUCAUUAUCAUACCUUUGUUCUCAAGCUAGUAGCAGUAAUGCGACAUCCAAAGGGGUGGGACUCGAAAUAAAUGCUGCUUUUGCUAGGAGUGAUGAUGUAUUAAGCUUGAAUAGAAUUAAUGCAAGGCUCUAAAAAUUAAGGUUCAGUACAGGGCUUGUUUAGUUGGUGAUUUGGGUGUAGAUUGAACAAGAUGGAAAAGAAGAUAUGGAAUGUCAUCCCAUUAGCUAUUUUUUGGUCCAUUUGGAAUCUAAGGAAUGAGUGUGUAUUUAAUGGGAGGCAACCUGUUCUUGAUGAACUUUGUGAAGCUGUUAAGGUGAGAAUUGCUUUGUGGGUUAAGUACUCAUCCUCUGCUUUGGCCUAUUCUGUGAAUAAUUUGGUUCACAACCUUCAACAAGUUAGGAUCUGCAUUGGUGGGGCUGAUGUUUGGACGGCUAAGGAGGUUAAGUAACAGAGGUGAUACAGGGGAAGGCUUGAAGUGAGGCUGCAUCUUGGUCCUUCUUGUGGUUGCUGUUGCUGUUGUUUUUUUCUGGUUUUUUUUUUCUGCUUCUUGUUUUCUUCUGUCUAUCUUCUGAGUUGGUUUCUCACCAACUUGCCUGAGCUAGUUUUUGCCUGUGUAUCUUACUUGGUGCCAACCUAGUUGGGAUUAGGUAGGUGCACAAUUUUGCUUUUG